CCAAAAAUAUCCUAACACUAAUUAGUAAAGCAUAUAAUAUAUAUACAUAUAUACAUCUUAUGAAUUUCAAAGAACUUGCGAAAACGCCAUAAUCACUUCUUCUUUUUUUAAAUGUCAAUUUCACUACUUUCCAUCUCCCAAUCGUCCCUGCCAAGAACUUCCCACAAUCAUGGACAAAAUUUCACAGCAAACAAGCCCACUUGGAGGGUUAACUCAAGAUGGGGGCAGAGGUACUCUGUGAUUAGAUGUUGUAACGGAAAAGAAUGGAUGAGAGUGAAGAGAGAGAAGAAUUAUUAUGAAUUGCUUGGUGUUUCAGUGGAUUCUCAAUCCCAUGAAAUCAAACAAGCUUAUAGGAAUUUGCAAAAGAAGUAUCACCCAGAUAUUGCUGGCCAGAAGGGGCAUGAGUACACUCUGCUGCUGAAUAAAGCCUAUAAUGUUCUAAUGAGAGAGGAUCUAAGGUGCAAGUAUGAUGUUUCAAUUGGUGAAGUAGUGAGCGGUAGAAGAAACUUCAGCAGAAAUAUAUCUGGCUUGGAUCACUACAGUACUUGGAAUGGACCCUUAAGAUCCCAAGCUUUGUUUGUAGAUGAAAAUGCAUGCAUAGGGUGCAGAGACUGUGUUCACCAUGCAAGUAAGACCUUCAUGAUGGAUGAAUCUCUUGGAUGUGCUAGGGUUAAGGUACAAUUUGGGGAUGAUGACCAAAAGAUUGAGGUAUCCAUCGAUUCAUGCCCUGUUAAUUGCAUUCACUGGGUGGACAGUGACGAACUGCCGGUGCUUGAAUUCCUUGUUAAACCUCAGCCAAAAGAAGGUUAUGGUGUAUUUGGAGGAGGAUGGGAGAGACCCAAGAAUGUUUUUAUGGCAGCUAAAUCCUUUAACAAACAACUGGAACAGCAGACAACCAAUAAAUACCAGCAUCCAAACACUUCAUAUGAAGAAGAAACUCCUGCUCAAGCUGAAGCCCGUACUUAUGCAAGUAAGAAAAUAGAGGAGGAGAAGUUUUCAAGAUUAUGGAAUUGGACAAGAGAAGCAUUCAGGAUGAAUUCAGCGAAUGCAGAGUAAAUAUACAGCUUACUCUCUUUUGUAGAUCAAUAUAGCCUGCACUUGCCUGUUCCAGCACAGACAUCACAUUCAUCUGCAUCCCCAGCAACAUGGCUUAAGCAGUGUUUAAUCCUGUCAUCGACCACAUUCUGCAAACAAGCGCCAACUUUCAGAAUGAAAGCCCCAAGUUUGUUAUUAACUACUAAAUACAGCCUCACUGAUAAGUGAUAACUGUGUAAAAAUCUACAAUCCCAAGCAACAAUAGAUAGUUGAUCCUAUGUAUGCUGUUUUCAAGUAAGACUUGUUCUAUAUAUUUAGAUAAUAGAGAAUUCAUUUAAGUUGUACAUUAUCACAAAAAAUAAUAACACGCUUUUUUCUUUUUCA
This is a messenger RNA of Humulus lupulus (European hop), 1419 nucleotides long. Its product is annotated as chaperone protein dnaJ C76, chloroplastic-like. NCBI's taxonomy places the organism in Eukaryota, Viridiplantae, Streptophyta, Magnoliopsida, Rosales, Cannabaceae. Bases 112 to 1056 code for a protein of 314 amino acids. The record is from RefSeq and is a predicted model, not a curated record. The transcript is spliced from 6 exons.